This is a messenger RNA of Hymenoscyphus albidus, 1357 nucleotides long. Lineage: Eukaryota; Fungi; Ascomycota; Leotiomycetes; Helotiales; Helotiaceae. The record is from the annotation of a GenBank genome assembly.
AUGAAGUCGUCCACGGUGUUAAUUGUUGCUCUCGCUUCGCUGAGUACAGCAUUACUUCGAUUCCAAUGCUCUCAACUAGUGGUCCAAAGACUUGAUCCAUUAGUGGACCCGGGCAGCAUACCAUCUUCGCAUGUUCACCAGAUUGUUGGCGGUGUAUGUUUGACCCAUUCCCAAUUUUGGUCAUUGAGCCUGACCAAAGAAACCAGAACAGCUUCAACGCGACGAUGGAUCCUAGAAAAGAUAUGCCGGGAGAGUCGUCGUGUACAACCUGCUCAUUCAGCGAAGAUUUCUCGAAUUAUUGGACUGGUAUGUUCAUUACAUCUCUUCGAUAGAUGCAUAAGGUUACUGAGAAACAGUCUAGCCGUAUUGUACUUCAAAGCAAGGAAUGGUACCUACAAGAGAGUACCCCAGAAAUCUCAGAUUAGUGGAGCGACCGCUGGUAUUACCGUGUAUUACAUGCAGGGUGAGUCUUUUUACAUUUUCUUGUUUCUUCUGCCUCGAAGCAAGGGCAUUGAAAAUCUGUUAUCUGUUGCAUGAUUAAAGUUGAUGUGGUAUGUCACAACAGAUGCUCUCUACGAUACGCAACAAAAGUCGAAGGUCAAAUCAUUUCAACACGUAAGUGCUGCACUAUGGAUAUUGAAGAGCGCAAAGUUUCUAAAAAAAAACCGGACAGGGAUUCCGAAUGUUUAUUGGGGAUGUCAAUGCCCGUUCCAAGGACAAAGUCAAACAUUUCAGACAAUUAACUUAUACUUGUAUGGACAACGACGGCACUCGAGAGCCAGAACUCCUUGAAUUUCCCAAACGUACUUGCCCCGCUGGCAUCAUGGUUAAUCAACGAUUUCCAACAUGUUGGGACGGUGUCAACCUCGAUAGUCCUAAUCAUAUGGAUCAUAUGGCUUACCCCGAGACUGGAACAUUUGAGAGUCAAGGUCCCUGUCCGGCUUCACAUCCUGUACGGAUGCCUCAAGUCCUCUUUGAAGUUGUUUGGGACACGAAGGUAACUUGCGAUUCUAUCCAUUUCGCUCCUUAAGCAAGCAUCGCUAACCCCAAUUCCAAUCUACAGGCGUUUAACAACAAAAACGAUUGGCCAACAGAUGGUAGCCAGCCAUUUGUAUGGUCUUUUGGCGACGCAACAGGAUAUGCAAAUCACGCAGAUUACGUGUUUGGAUGGAAAGGUAACGCCCUUCAAAGGUUAAUGGACACACCUUGUGUUGUCAACUGUCCCGCUGCAAAUCCAAAAACUCAAAGUACUGCCGCUAUGAAUAAGUGCGCACAGAAAGCAAUCGUGAAUGAGAAUGUGGAUGGAUGUGAGUCGAAUUUCCGUACACCAAAAUUCACCCUCUUUUUGAUCACUUGA